Messenger RNA from Trichosporon asahii var. asahii CBS 2479, 459 nucleotides. RefSeq lists its product as uncharacterized. The record is from RefSeq and is a predicted model, not a curated record. The transcript is spliced from 2 exons. The coding region runs from base 1 to 459 and encodes 152 amino acids. Lineage: Eukaryota; Fungi; Basidiomycota; Tremellomycetes; Trichosporonales; Trichosporonaceae.
AUGGCGCCCGUCGAAACCGUUGCGCUCUACGAGUCGCCUCUCUCACAAUCGUCCGAGGUCUUCGUCUCCUGCCUGCUCGUGGCUACUGCUUUCCUCUUCGUCUUCAGCCUGGUCCUCCUGUACCGACAGGCAGGGCUUUCGCAAGUGUACGCCUCCAUGUCGGAAACUCAGCAGCGAAGCCUGCUCGCCCUGGACGAGGCGGCGCGCGAGCUGCGACAACUGGACGCCGACCUGGGCGCGCGUAUCGAGUCCCUCGCGUCUCGAUCACAGUCCGGCAUUGCCGGCGUUACGGGCGCUGCGAGCGUACCCGGCGCGCCUUCGGCGUCGGCGCAGGCACAGCAGCAAUUGAGCGAGCUGCAGGGCUUGCAGCGAUUCGCGCGCGACAGAAUCGCUAGGGUCGAAAGUGGACUGGUGCCCAGGGCGCUCAUUGAGAAAUCGGCUGCAAGCACUGCUUUCUAG